AUGCACUCAGGACUCUUAUGUUCUUCAUCCAGAUUUCUCUUAUCUGAUUUUCUUGUUUGGAAAAGACUGAUCUGAAGAUCUGGAGCACAUGGAGUCUUCCUGCUGCAGUCCUGCUGUAGAAGAGGAGGUGGAUGGUGGUCUUCUCCCCACAGGCUGGAAGUGCUACAGAUCAGCCGAGGGGCGUAAAUACUAUGUCAACACUCGCAGUAAAGAGACAACGUGGGAACGGCCAUGUUUACCAGCCUCUGGACCAAAGACAGCUCGCCCGCACAAGAACUCAGUGAACGGACGCCAGUCUAUUGGAGUUGCUGUCCAGCAGCUGGAGAAGUCAGACGUGUUGCAGAGGAAAUCCAGCAUGAACGGCCAGAGCCCCGGCUCGCUCUCUCCAGCCAGGAGGCAGAACAAGGAGAGGGAGAUCAAGGAGACCAAAUCCACUAUUAACUUCGUCACGUUCCCUCUGCCCCAGGCCACGCCUGAGCAGCAGCUCCUCAAACCCAAUGAGUGGAGCUACUGCGACUAUUUCUGGGCCGAUAAGAAGGACCCUCAGGGGACCACCACAGUGUCAGGCUUCGAGGUUCUGCUGCAGAAGCAGCUGAAGGGAAAGGUGACGCAGAAAGAGAUGGCUGAGUUCAUCAGAGAAAGAAUAAAGAUUGAAGAAGAGUACGCCAAGAACCUCUCCAAGCUCUCCCAGAUCCCACUGGCAGCGCAGGAGGAAGGGACUCUUGGCGAGGCCUGGGCCCAGCUGAAGAAGAGUCUGGCUGAUGAAGCAGAGGUCCAUCUUAAAUUCUCCUCAAAGCUCCAGAGCGAGGUGGAGAAGCCACUGCUGACGUUCAGGGGCGACAACUUCAAGAAGGACAUGAAGAAAUACGACCACCACAUCGCAGACCUGCGGAAACAGCUGGUCGGGCGCUACUCGGCCGUAGAGAAGGCCCGUAAGGCUCUCGCAGACAGACAGAAGGACCUGGAGGUGAAGACACAGCAGCUGGAGAUUAAACUGAGCAACAAGACAGAGGAGGAUAUCAAGAAGGCCCGGCGGAAAUCCACACAAGCAGGUGAUGAUCUGAUGCGCUGUGUGGAUCUCUACAACCAGGCCCAGUCCAAGUGGUUUGAGGAGAUGGUCACUACAAGCUUGGAACUGGAGAGGCUUGAGGUGGAGAGGGUGGAGAUGAUCCAGCAGCACCUUCGUCAGUACACUACUCUACGCCGAGAGACAGACAUGUUCAACCAAAGUACACUGGAGCCUGUGGACCAGCUCCUCCAGAGUGUGGACCCAGCCAAAGACAGAGAGCUUUGGGUGCGGGAGCACAAGACAGGAGAUCUGAGACCUGUGGACAUGGAUAUCUAAAGAACAUGGACUUCAGAACAGCAGAAAAACACACAUACAUUACACACACACACACACACAAACUCAAACAUACUACACCCAAACUAUCUACGCCUACCUGUCUGUCUACCACACUACUCCAAGUUCUCGGCCAAAGCCAUACAGGUAUCUCUCUCAAAUGGACCACCACCAUUUGAAUUGUCACGUAUGAACACGCAAGUUGUCCAACGGAGUCACACACUUUACCUGCUGAAAUGAAAUUUCUCUUACAGGACAGUUUAAUAGCAGAGUGCAAUAACAUCCUCCACUCAGCACCCUGCACUUUUUUUCACGUGAAGAAAAAGCCACUAAGUACUACGGUUCAAACUGAUCUGAUUGAAAACACAAUGAUCUCAGUAUUUCAGGAUAUCAUUUCAAGGUAGAAUUGCUUAAACAUUACGGUGACACUUAUUUUACAGGUUGUUACAAUUAAAGAAAUAUUUGCGUGAAAAAAAAAAGAAUAACAUGAUUUAUCACUUACCCCAGAUUUAGUAGAUCAGCCAAAUAUAGUUUGGACAUAAUUUAACUAUAAUAAUACUUAUAAUACUAUAUAUAAUAAGGAGAGUUAAAAAAUGAUGACAUCUCUAAAUGUGGACGAUAUUUCUAAAUGAUUGUGUACUGUAUAUAAAGUGUCUGAUAUAUGUUUUGUGUUACUAUUUAGUACACAACCAAAACAGCCCAUUUAUUCAUGCCUAUGUUAAACAGCCACGGGUAGGCCUGUCUUGAUAAUUACAUUAACAACUUAUCGUAAAAUAUAUGAAAACAAUAUAAAACCCUAUAAUAGGUCUUAUCGAGGAGGACCGAUAAAUGUUAGCUUUGUCUACAAACAAUGGAUUUAUUUUAAUAUAUUAUUAUAUUUUUAUAAGUUACUGUAUAGGUCUGUAACAAUACAUAUAUUAUCGACAGAACAACUCUGGAAAAAAAUAAUUGACCACUGAAUCAGAUUCUUUAAUUUGCUAUUUAUAAGUGUAUAUUUGAGUAAAAUGAACAUUGUUGUUUUAUUCUAUAAACUACAAACCAAGUUUCUCCCAAAUUCUAAAUAAAAAUAUCGUCAUUUAGAGCAUUUAUUUGCAGGAAAUGAGAAACGACUGGAAAAAAAAAAAACGCAGAGCUUUCAGACCUCAAAUAAUGCAAAGAAAACAAGUUCAUUGUCAUCAAGUUUUAAGAGUUCAAUAAUUCAGAAAUCAAUAUUUGGUGGAAUAACCCUGUUUUUAAUCACAGUUGUCAUGCAUCUUGGCAUGUUCUCCUCCACCAAUCUUACACACUGCUUUUGUAAAACUUUAUGCCACUUCUGGUGCACAAAAUUCAAGCAGUUCAGCUUGGUUUGAUGGCUUGAUUAUCCAUCUUCCUCUUGAUUACAUUCCAGAGGGUUUCAAUUUGGUAAAAUCAAAGAAACUCAUACUUUGUUCCAGAGCUGUAUAUAUGGUUUAUUUUUAGCAAGAUGAUCCCAAUAACAUAAACAGCAAAAAUGUCAACUUUGUUAAAAAAUAACAAUAGCAUUAUGCAAUAUUGUUUAACGCACUUAUUUCUGUGACAGUAUACACAAAAAUGGUUAAUGUGACGGACCUAGCCACAGGGUAGGGAAAACAGGUAGCUUUAGCAAUGUGCUAAAGUUCGAAUGAAAGUGAAUGCAAGCAAACCUUGUCUUCAAAAUGUGGCUCAGAACAGUGGAAAACACUCCUAAAGCCAUUGAUCAAACUUUGUGUGCUCUUAGAUAUGAGGUUUUAUCCUCUAAACAUGAGCAAAUGGAACACAGUAUGUGGUGUAGUGUUUAGCCUGUAAGCUAACUAGCUAACUAGCCAAGCUGGCUAACUAUGAGGCCAAACACGACAUAAACCUGUCACAAUUAGCCUUUUCUUUUAAUUCCAACACAGGUAGCUCAACGGUACUCUCUCAGACACUGAGAAACCUUUUUUUUUAUCACUUAUGCUUGUGCUAGUUCAUAAACAGAAGCUAAGCUGAGCUGCCUAAUACUUAGCUACUAUAUCUGCAGUUUUAGCUAGCUAGCUAAGCUAAGGCUAGCUUAGGAAGUGCUCUACAUAAACAACAGUAUAAUAAAAAAAAAAAAACGCUAACAGUUUUUUCUAGCUCAAUCUAGUCAGUUCCUACAUAAACCUUAAUAAGAGUUUUUUUAGACAUAGUUGAGCUUGUUCUGUGGUAAACAGAAUGUUAUUAUGCUAUCUAAUGAAAACCAGUAUUUUUAUUGGGCUAACAGACAUAUUUGAGCAUGCAUUCACAGAGAUGUGAAGUGUUUGUCAGAAACAAAAGCCUAGCACCUCCCAUUCUAAACUAAAAAAAAUAAAAUAAAAAUAAAAAUAAAAAUACAGAAGCCCAACCUGUAUUGGCUGAUCAGCUACACCUGUGGUAAGUGGUAAAUCAUUAUUAUUAGUUUUUUUCACUGAAAUAUUUUUUUAAAAACAGUAAACCAAACAAUCCUAUUUUUAAUUAUACACAGAAACGCAUUACUGGUGUAUAUUUGUUAGCUCAGUCUUAAAAUUGGAAGCAUACAUGAUGAUUUUCCUCUGUAGAGAUUUAAGUUCUAAGACGUUCUACACAACAGCCGUUUGAGAAGAACAGCGUUCUUAAUCUAAAUAACCAGCAUGAUCCCUCAACAUUUGUAAAGUUCGUGAAAAAAAAAACAUUCUACUAAUAUUCUAUUCUAUAGUGUCAUUAUAUAGUUAUAUUGUUAAUUCUGUAUUGUAGUAAAACAAAACAUAGAAUUUAUUGCAAUGAGGAAUGCAAGAUUUUUUACUAUAUUCAUAAUCAACGUACAGCUAGAACACAAACUCUUGGUAAACAAUUUCAGCCUUUCUGAUGAAUAAAAAAAAUGUCCUCAGCAAAAUGCAUUAUCUGCGUAUGAAUACGUAUGGAUAUAAUAAUAUAUUUUCAUAUUUUUUGGCAGAUUUGCAGAUUUGUUUCGCAGAGAAGCAUGCAUUUCUCAGAACAUGCAGAAUCUCAGUGAUGAAUAGUUCUAUUUCGUCUAUGGAAAGAUAUUUGUGUAACAUUAAAAAAAAAGAAAACUGCCUCGACACUGGCAUUCAGUCCAUUGACUAUGUUCUAUGUUGAAAAAAAAAAUACUGCCCUCAUAAUAAGCCCAAUCAUAUGAUUUCCCUUCAAGCCAAGCCAAGAAACCUCUCUCUUUCUCUUUAUGCAGAACAUACAGUAAUCAUCUCUGUGCGACAUCUCAGUCUCAUCAUGCUUCCAAUUCCAAGUUCUAGUUCUAUUUGUAUUUACGAGUGAUGAGUAACGAGCUAUCAGAGCGUGCAUCAAACGAGAAAUUAUAUGGCUGAGCUGUAGAAUCUGAGGUGGAUCAGGUGUUACUUUAUGAUCAUUUGUAUUGAUGUACACCUUUUAGUGCCUAAAGGUAAAUUGCCUUGGAAUGUCCAUUAUAGUAUAUUCUGUUUAGUGUCUGUACAUAGUUGUAAAUAUGUGUGGCUUUUUUUUUCGUUUGUUCGCUCGUUCGUUUGUUUAUUGGUUUAUUUUUUGUUCAGUCUGCAAAUGUCAUCAUAAGCACAUUCCACCAAGUGCUUGUCUCCUUGUGUCAUUUUGAGCUUUGUACUUAAAUUCUAAUGCGUGUUUGUUUACAGAUCGAGAGCUUAAUUAAACGUUCUUACCUUGAGAUCAGGUUACGGAGGGCUUCUGAACACUGCGGGAUGGAAACCGAAUAUUAUUGAAUAUUAUUCUCAAUGUUUACAUGCGACACACUAAUGAAAACGAAAAGCUGGGUAAAAACAGCCAGCAUCAAAAAAUAGUUGCACCCAGAAGAACAAGCAGGAUUGCAAUGCUAUUCAGAAGGAAGAUAAAAGUUACCUGGAACAAUAAGUGAUUGAACGUUUAAAAUAUUGGUUGGUGCAGCGCAGUGGAUAACACCACCCCCUGCCAGUGAGCUACCACAUUAUGUUGGAGACUAAGGUUCAAUUCCUGGUCUGGGUGACUGUACUGUGCUACACCAAUAAGAGUCUUUGGGCAAGAUGACUAAAUACCGUAAAUGUUAUGUUAAAAAAAUACUGACGUGGGAUAUGUAUAGUAGGGGUGGGCAAUAUGACCCUAAAAUAAUAUCACAAUAUUUCAUGGUAUUUUUGCGAUAACGAUACUCUUGGCGAUAUGACAAAACACUAAUUAUUUUUUCAAAAAUACACUACUGCACAAUACUAAUAAUGCACUCGAUAUAUUUCCAUAUAUCCAGUACUGCAGCAAAAUUAAUGAUACUGGACAGAUAUAAUCUCUAAAAAAGUCUCUAGUAGAUAUAUCAUGGGAAAUGAGAACAGUGUGAAACCAGCAAAAAUGUCCUACCCUGAUGUGUUAAUUAGGGGUGGGUGAUAUGGCACAAUAUUUCAGGGUUUAAUAUUGUUCGCGAUAUUCGAAAAUGUUGCCGAUAUUAUUGUGUACGAUAUGAAAUGGCACACCCCUAAUGUAUAGCGAUGCAACUGGCCAUGGUAUAUGACUUGUGUCUUCUAGGCAUGGGCGUGGUAGUGGGGGGAAAAGUGGACCUGACUACCCAGGGCCCGAGUAGGGAGAGGGGUCCUUGCUUAGGUUCCUUGGGUACUGGCAUGGAUAAGGGCCCACUGACAUUAAGAGUUUACAGGGCCCAGAAUUUGCUGCUAUGCCCCUGCUUCUAGGCAAGCUCUUGAGAUGUAAGCAGUUUGUGGACGAGCAUCGUCCUGCUGAAAUUGUGCACUAGUGUGCAUACAGAAAAGUACUUGUAAUAAAGAGCCAAAGUGAUCUGGUUUGUAAAUGUUGCCCAUAUCUACUUUCUGAAUGCAACUAUUUUCUGAUGUUGUGUUGAAAAUGGGAGUUGAAAGCACAGAACAGCUAUUGUAACUUGUUUCAGAAAAAAAAAAAACAUUUUAAGAAUUUGAUAUUUCUAAAAAAAAUAUGUUUUUUUACACUGUUAGGACUCGGGUAGUCAUUUAAUACAAUUAAAUUAAUACUGGUAAAUUCAACAAAAUUUCUUUGUUGUGUAGGCAAGCAGCUGCUAUGAUGUACUGCAUUUACUGUAAGUCUAUGUUAUUCUCCAGUUGUGAAGUUAGAAAACCAUGCAAGGAUUCUAACAUACAGGGAUUUUAAGCGUAGAGGGAUUGUAUACACAUAAUUAGAACACUUCUGUUCAAAAUUUUGGAAUCACUGUUGUCAUAGUAUGUUUUACUUAUAUUUUCUCUUUGCGUACAAAACAUAACGUAACAUUAAGCAAAACAUAAUGUCAAUUUAAAUUAAUUGCCUCAGGUACUACGAAGCUGUAACUAUUUCGCUAAGGUACAAAGUUAUAAGGGUGAGUUUUUACUGAAGUUUCUCCAGCACUAAGGCGGGGUGCAUCAGCAUUAGCAUUAGCAGCUAACCACAGCACUAGCACUUUCGCAAUUCAGAGGCGAGUAUAUUGGACUGUAGUCUGCAUGUUUGCAGUGUUAAAACAAGCUACGAAAGAUGAACCACUAAUAUCGCCCCGGGUUACUGGAACACAUUGGGUUCCUCAGUCUAGCGCUAUCAGUUAGCUGCUAAUGCUAAUGCUGCUGCGCCCAGCCCUAGUGCUGGAAAAACUUCACUGAAAACUCACUAUUAGAAGUCUAAGCUUACUGUACAUAAACGGAAGUGCUUUACUCACCCAAAUGAACAGCUUUCAGGAGAGAAAUCUGAGUAGAUUAACAUCCAGCACUCGUUUGAGUUUUGUUUACUUCACCCAGCUUCCCCAUUAGAAGGGAAACAUGGCAACACCCUUGCUCACUUCGAUGUAGGCAUUCUUACUAGUGUCACUUAAUGCAACAAAAAAUACGGAAUGCAUCUAAAACAGUGAUUCCAAACAUUUUAAUAGUAGUGUACAGCUUUAAAACCUCACACAAAGAAUUGAAAGAAAUGUUACUGAACAAUUACAGCAAAGAAAUACUGCACACACUCAAGCAGUUUCAGGUAGUACACUGAAUUAAUUUUUUUUUACCAAGGUUCUUUUCUACUAACGGCCAUUCCCCCCCCCCCGCUUAACAUUAGGUGUAGCUGAUUUACCUGUCCUCAGUUUUUGCAUGUAAGGCCGUCUCCUGUUUCCUAAGCUAUUCCCCGACUAUGUGUGGCAUAAAUUUGUGCUGAUACUUCCCGUCAAUGGUGUGCAUUCGGUGUAGUUGUAUGUCCAUGUGUGUAACUAAAUCCUUUUUAUAUGAUAUUGUAAUUGUUUAUUUAUCUGCUCUCAAGUUAAUGGUCCCCAUUAAUACUACAUGUUUAUGGAUUCGUCAUGUUUAUGUUCACUAUGCCCAGGAAAUGACUACAGUGUCUGAAAUAAAAAAAUGUAUAUUAAAAAACA
Molecule: messenger RNA, 7649 nt
Organism: Astyanax mexicanus (Mexican tetra)
Lineage: Eukaryota; Metazoa; Chordata; Actinopteri; Characiformes; Acestrorhamphidae
Gene: gas7a
Product: growth arrest-specific 7a
Exons: 14
Coding region: 89-1345 (418 amino acids)
Biological process (GO): actin filament polymerization; neuron projection morphogenesis
Cellular component (GO): actin filament; cytoplasm; plasma membrane
Molecular function (GO): actin filament binding
Source: RefSeq, a predicted model, not a curated record